ACCAUGUGGGUGCUGGGAAUCGAACUCAGGUCCUCUUAACCGCUGAACCAACUCUCUAGCCCCCAUCAACAAUGGGUUGGAUUUAAGCAUGAGUGAAGGGCCAAAUUCACCCUGACCAUCAAGAGGAAAAUAGGUUGUAGAGGCUUAGAGAGAUCCAGGAAUCACAUGUGGUGGUGGAUGUAGGCAUUUUGGAAUGGGGACAAUGAGAUUUGGGACUGACUCUAGAGGUGUACUGAAGUGUUAUAUAUUGCACAGAGAGAGGGUGGAAAUGAACUAUUUUUCUCCACCAUACUUCUGACAACAAAUGUCCAUACUCUUUCCACAUCUACAUCCCUCCACCUCUCCAGACACCACCUAGGGAUCUAAAAAUUCCAUUGACUUCUGACAGUACCUAGAGCUGUUGUCUGACACUACAGUUAUAUGCUCUCAGUUCCCUAAGAUGGCACUCAUAUCAGAUGAACACAUCAGUUGCCAGAGAGAAAACUGUGAGCUCAGAGUACCACAUUCACACAACCAAAUUCACAUAACAUCGUCUCUUCAUAUCUGCUGGUUUGUUAAAAUGGCUUGCAGGCCCUGGAAAAACACUGUUUACCAGAACUGAUUUAUUAUAAACAACCCAAGAAAGUCAACAUAGAAGACAGAUGGCUAGGACAAGGUAUUUGGGAAGGGCCUUGCAUGUCCCAUCUGGAAGUUCCAACCUCUCAGCACCUAUAUUGAUCAUGAAAGCAUAAGGAAAUCUAUGAAUGUUUUGUAUUCAACAAACUGGAUUCAGCACCUUGUCUCAUUUAAGCCAACAAUGUUGGUGUGAAAGAGAACAACCUGAAGUGAGAGACGGGACCGAAUCCAGGCUGAGACCCAUCUUAAGGCUGCAGUAUAAGGGCAAUGAAGUUUGCCUUGGUGGUUUCUGGAACUGCCCUUCCGUGAAUGAGGCUUCGGGAUAUUGAGAACAGCUACAGAAUCAGUGGUGACAAUGAGAAGCUGGCAUCAGGUAGUACCUCCUGUUCCUGUGCCCUUCUCUGAGGUUGCUACCCAUUGAGUGUAGAGUGAAGCACGUGACCGCCCUGCAAAGCCGGAGCAAAUUCUUUAAUUCCAUUUAUAUUGAAGAUUUGCUGGUCCUUAGAGAGAGGAAGCCUGGGCAGGGAACAACUGUGGCUGGAAUUUUUGUUUUGGCCAGGUAGGGAUCGUUUAUCCGGUCACAACCGACUCGGUAUCUGGACCUCUGAGAACUAGCCAAUCAAGGCCUCAGGAGCGGAUGAACUGUCCUAUCAGAAGUUCCAGAAGGUAGAGCGGAAGUUCCUCGCCCGCCAUCUUCCUUUCUGGCGCCGCCAGCGUGGUGUGCUAUCCGAUAAGGGAGUCCUGAAUCACUCAGUUUGGGUCUCUGUGUGACCGCGGUGAGUUCAGGAGACCCCCGCCCCGGCGCAUACGUGAGUCAAACGUGAAACUUCCCAUUCCGGAGCGCCGGCAGCCAUACUAUUGGCUGUUCUCACAGGCGCACUGGGGGGUGGAGCGGGAGGGCCUCACUCGCCGUCUUUCUUUCUGACGCUGUCAAAGUUACCAUCAGUUUAGGAAGUCCCGGAUUGCACAGACAUUAUUGAGGACCCACAGUGUGCGAGCUGUUCAUUCAGGAGCGCCGGCAGACGCGGCCGCACUGCCUCACCCGCCAUCUUUCUUCCUGGCCUGGUCGCUGUCACGCUGCCGCCUUGUCCACUGAAGAAUCUCGGGUAGCUCGGCCUCUGUGGCCGAGCGACCCGGAGCCCAGGAGUCGCCGUGAGGCCGCAGGAGCCCCGGACGCAGACAUGGAGCCUGUGUCCUUUGAGGACGUGGUUGUGAACUUCACCCCAGAGGAGUGGGCUUUGCUAGAUUCUUCCCAAAAGAGGCUGCACAGAGAUGUGAUGCAGGAAACCUUCAGGAACCUGGCUGCCAUAGGAAAAGAAAAAGACCAGAACCUCCAAGAUGACUAUGAAAAUUUAAGGAGAAUUGUGCUCAUUGCAGUUCAAACUGAACACAAACUAUGUGAGAAUCAAGAAUAUACAGAGAAACUAAGUACAUGUAAGGAACGUGGAAGAGCCAUUAGUUCUCCCCAGUGCUUUCUGAAGCAUGUGAAGUCUCACACUGGAGAGAAAACUUACGAAUGUAAGCCAUCGGAGGAAUGCUUCAGUAGACACAGUUACAUUCAGAUGCACGCUACAGGGAAACCUUGUGUUUUAAAGGAGUGUGGGAAAGGCUUUAUAACUCCUGGUGAUAUUCAACAGGACAUGAUAACACAUAAUAGACAUGGGCCAUAUACACGUAAAAUCUGUGGCAAAGCCUUUCAUUGUUCCAGUUCUUUCUUGACACAUGAAAGAACACACCCUGGAGCACAGCUUUAUGUAUGUACACAGUGUGGGAAAGCCUUCACUUAUUCCAGUGGCCUUCGCCGCCAUGAAAGGACCCAUACUGGAGAGAAGCCAUAUGAAUGCAAGCAGUUUCUGAAAGUCUUUCCUUCUUUGAGUAAGGUUGAAAGUCAUGAACAAACUCAGACUGGAGUAAAAUACAUAUGUAAUCAAUGUGGAAUAGCCUUCAGUGAUCAUGAUUCCCUUCAGUGCCACGAAAAGAUUCAUAAUUUAGAGAAACCCUAUAUAUACAAGCAAUGUGGAAAAGCAUUCACUUGUUCCAGUGCUUUGCGAAGACAUGAACGAAUUCAUACUGGAGUAAAACCCUAUGAAUGCAAGGUAUGUGGGAAAGCCUUCAUUGACUGCAGUUCUCUUCAGUGCCAUGAAAGGAUUCAUAGUGGAGAGAAGCCGUAUGUAUGUAAGCUGUGUGGGAAAGCCUUUAGUCGUCAUGGGUCCCUUAAAUGCCAUGAAAGGAUUCAUAGUGGAGAGAAGCCCUAUGUUUGCAAGCAAUGUGGGAAAGCCUUCAUGCAUCAUAAUGCUCUUAGAUACCAUGAACAGAUUCACAGUGGAGAGAAAUCCUUUGAAUGUAAGCAAUGUGGGAAAGCCUUUGUGCUGGGCAGUGCGUUGAAAAAACAUGAACGAAUUCACAGUGGGUUGAAACCUUGUCUGUGCAGGGUAUGUGGGAAAGCCUUCACGUUUCAUAGUUCUCUUCAUUGCCAUGAAAGGACUCACACUGGAGAGAAACCCUAUGUUUGUAAGCAGUGUGGGAAAGCCUUUAUGUAUCACAGUUCCCUUCGUUGCCAUGAAAAUAUUCAUAGUACAGAAAAACCCUAUGUAUGUAAGCUAUGUGGGACGGCCUUCACUUACCAUAGUUCCCUUCAACGCCAUGAAAGGAUCCACAGGGGAGAGAAACCGUAUGUAUGUAAGUACUGUGGGAAAGCCUUCACUGAUCACAGUUCCCUUCGAUGCCAUGAAAGGAUUCACACUGGAGAGAAACCCUAUGUAUGUAAGCAAUGUGGGAAAUCCUACAGUACUCAUGGUUCCCUUCGAUAUCAUGAAAGGAUGCACUGCAUGUAAACUGUAUUGGAUGACCCCCUCUCUGAGUAAAUUUUAAACUCGGUAACAAACUCAGAAAAACCAUAUGUUUGUAAGCAAUGUGAACAAGCCUUAAUAUGUUCUGGUUCCCUUCAAAAAACAUGAAUGGCAACACACUGGAGAAUAUCCCUAAGUACAAAAUAUAGGAAGGCCCCAUUAAUGCAAGAUCAUCCUAGCAAACAUGAUGACAUAUGAAGGAAAGGUAAAGCAUGUGGGACCAUCUCUACUUGUCUCGGUUCAAGUCACAAAUGAACACACUAAGGGGGUGAGGAGAUGGCUCACUCUGUAAAGUACUUGCCGCACAAGCAUGAGGACCUCAUUUUAAAUCCUCAGCACUCAUGUAAAACCCAGACAUGGUGGCAUAUAUGUGUAAUCCUGCUUCUGGGGGAGCUGGGACAGGAGACUCUAGGGCUUGCUGGAGAGCUAGUCUAGUCAGGUUCAGUGUGAGACCCUUCUCAAGAAUAAGAUGGAGGGCUGGAGAGAUGGCUCAGCAGUUAAGAGCACUGGCUGUUCUUUGAUAGAUCGAAUCCCAGCUCUCACAUGGCGGCUAACAACUUUCC
Molecule: messenger RNA, 4027 nt
Organism: Nannospalax galili (Upper Galilee mountains blind mole rat)
Lineage: Eukaryota; Metazoa; Chordata; Mammalia; Rodentia; Spalacidae
Product: zinc finger protein 709
Exons: 3
Coding region: 1797-3449 (550 amino acids)
Biological process (GO): negative regulation of transcription by RNA polymerase II
Molecular function (GO): RNA polymerase II cis-regulatory region sequence-specific DNA binding; DNA-binding transcription repressor activity, RNA polymerase II-specific
Source: RefSeq, a predicted model, not a curated record